This is a messenger RNA of Carassius auratus (goldfish), 1860 nucleotides long. RefSeq names its product nuclear FMR1 interacting protein 1-like. The record is from RefSeq and is a predicted model, not a curated record. Gene Ontology annotation, molecular function: RNA binding. Gene Ontology annotation, biological process: box C/D snoRNP assembly. NCBI's taxonomy places the organism in Eukaryota, Metazoa, Chordata, Actinopteri, Cypriniformes, Cyprinidae. The transcript has 10 exons. Gene Ontology annotation, cellular component: nucleus. The coding region runs from base 160 to 1557 and encodes 465 amino acids.
CUAGCGUCAGCGCAGUGCGGAUUGCGGAAGUGACGUAAAAUUGAACGCGCACGCACGUGUGUAGCGCAGCGCGUUUCUGCAGCACAUGUGUGUGUGUUUAUGUGACUGUAAGGACGCUGAUCGGAACCUGUCUGAAACUCGAGCGGCACUGUGUCGGUCAUGACGGGGGAACACGAGCGGUAUCCGCCGCCGAACUUCAGCGCAGCAGCGGAGCCUCCGGCGGCGCGUCACUGGACCGGAUCCACGCCGCAGAGCAGCCGCAGCUUCGAGGCGUCACGAGACUGGAGCUGGACCCAACCGGCACACAGCGAACCCUGGCCCGGACACCAGCAGCACACAGGUCCUCUUCAUCAUCAUCAUCAUCACUAUCCUCAGGCUCCUCGUCACGGCUGGAGGGGUCCAGCGCAGCAUCACUGGGGGGGGAAGAGGCAGCAGAGAGAGCCUGAGUUCAGUCAUUUCUGUGACACGUGUGACAGAGGAUUCAAAACUCAAGACAAAUACGAUGAGCACAUCUCGCAGCACGUGAAGUGCUCUGUCGAAGACUGUCUCUUCAGUGCACACGAGAAGCUGGUGAAGAUCCACUGGAGAAACAAUCAUGCUCCAGGAGCCAAGAGGAUCAAACUGGACACUGCAGAGGACAUCGCCAGAUGGAGAGCCGAGCGACGCAAAAACUACCCCACGCUGAGAAACACGGAGAAGAAGCUGAAGCUGAUGGAGGUGAAGGAGCAGCGAGGAGACGUGCUGGAGACGGCUCAGUUCAGUCGCAUCAGGAGCCGGGGCAGGGGACGAGGAUCUGACCGCUGGAGAUGUGAAGGCUCGAGCUGUGAGACGGAUCUGAAGCGGCCGCAUCAGGACAGUGACCCUCUCGCGGCUCUCGUCGGCAGUGACCCCGAGUCUGAUAAGGACGAGUCUGUUCAGCAGACGCAGACUGGACUCACUGUCGCCCCGAAGAGUGUGACCUCUGCCCUCGGGUCACUGAUGUCCAGCUACGGGGACGAUAUGACCUCCAGCGAGAGCGAAGGAGACACGGACGACGCUCCAGUGCUGAGAGUCAGUCAGGCUUUAGAGGAGAAUAAGAUGCUCCUGAAUCCUCAUCCACUUCCUGUCCAGAGGAUCCCAGCGCCGCACGAGGAGAAACACACACACACACCACAGCAAUCCCAUCAUGCCCCGGCCGGCAGAGGAAGAGGACGAGGGACGAGAGGAGGACGAGGAGGUAACACCAGUAACCCUCCUGGAACACAGAGACAUCGAGCAACACUACUAGAGAUGUUACUGGCUCCUGACAUCCGUCACGAGAGGAACGUGGUUCUCCAGUGCGUCCGUUUCAUCGUCCGCUGUGGGUUCUUCGGUCUGGCUGCUAAAGACUCUCACGAGAUCAGUGUGUCUGAGAACACAAGCGCUGAGGACGUCAGUGGAGACGGAGCGAUCGACCAAUCACAAGAGAGCGCUGCUGAAGACAGGCGUGUGUGUGUGAGUCCGGAGCGGAGCGGUGUGCUCCAGCAGCUGUUUGCUCAGCGCUUAGUGUGUGACGAGGCGGAAGAAACACCCUCCUGAUGUCACACACUCACAAACCCUUUCUUUUUCUUCUUUUUUUCACCGGUUAUUUUUAUUUACUAAUGUGUUUGGUCUUUCAAAAGAAAAGACUCCUGACUGUUGAAUGGAUAUGAAUUGGUUUGAUCUGUAUUUUGAGCUGUAGCUGUAGUAAAUAAAGCGGUGUGUGUGAAUCUGUGAUUGAUUUGUGUCACAUCCGCCAAGACCUUCGUCAGACCUUCAGCAGCUCCUCGUCGUCUUCAGAUCAUGUCGAUCCUAAUAAAAUAGUGCCUUUUUUAUGAUGCAAUUAAAUAAUUGUGAACUCAA